AACUACGGCGGGUCACGGCUUUUAAAGGCCUCAUUCCUAUUUCCUACCUCUCUGAGUUAUCUCAUUGAAGCGCACUCAACGUUCUCCAUUGAAGCGUUCUCCGUUGAAUCUAAUUCUUGUGUCCCCCAUUGAAGCAGCUUCUAAGUUAUUGGGUUUGGAGCAAAAAUCACCUGAGAAAUUUUAGGAAUUUAUGUGGUAGGUUCUGAUUCUAAGAAAAGUAACGGAAUAACAGAGAGGAGUUUUAUCGAGUCGAAUCGAAUAACACAUUGAUCAGGAAUCAUGGAGAGUGAGCUGGUGGUAUUGUUCGAGGCCGCCAAGAAGGCGGCAGACGCGGCAGCAGCAGAAGACAUUGGCUCUGCCGAUGAGGAAGCUCGUUGCCUUGCAGCCUUGAAGGAGCUUAAGGAUUUCCCUGUCAAUUAUCAGCUUCUUGUUUCUACCCAGGUUGGAAAGCGUUUACGGCAUCUUACAAAACAUCCUAGAAAGAAUAUUCAGAGUGUUGCAGUUGAUUUGAUUGAGAUAUGGAAAAACAUAAUACUUGAGGAAACAUCACAGAAGAAAAAUGGCGAUGUUGGUAAUAAUACUAUGAAAGUUGAGGUUGCCAAUUCUGGCAGUACCAAGAAAUCAAUUCCAGUCAAGGAUGAAAAGAGCACACGGGGAGAAAAUGUGAAAGUCGGAAAAGUUGAACAAGUUAUUUCACCCAGACCGCAAAAGCUUGCUAAGACCGAAAGAGGUCCUGUGGAAAGUAAAUUUGAGAAUGGUAAUGCAUUAAAGGUUGGAAAUGUGAGUUUAGCGGAACCUGUUAAGGUUGAAAGAACGGUAAAGCAAGAGAAGCUGGGCUCCAGUGCAAAACCAGCUAAUGCUCCCCCAAAGUUGCCUUCCAUGGUCAAGGCUGGUGAUCCCAUACGUGAUAAGAUGCGAGAGCUUCUUUUAGAUGCUCUAUCUAAGGUUUCCAGCGAGGCAGAUGAAAGCAUUAAAGAACAAGUUGAUGCUUGUGAUCCAAUCCGAGUGGCUGUUUCAGUGGAGUCCGUUAUGUUUGAUAAGUGGGGCCGUUCUAAUGGUGCUCACAAGUUUAAAUACCGGAGCAUUGUAUUUAACAUCAAGGAUGCUAAGAACCCAGAUUUUCGUAGGAAAGUCCUUCUAGGGGAUAUCAAGCCUGAAAGGAUUGUCAACUUGACAGCCGAAGAAAUGGCCAGUGAGCAAAGACGAAUAGAGAAUCAAGAGAUUGAAAAGAGGGCUCUUUUUGACUGUGAACGUGGUGGUCCACCAAAGGCCACAACUGACCAGUUUAGAUGUGGGAGAUGUGGGCAGCGCAAGACCACGUACCACCAGAUGCAAACUCGUAGUGCUGAUGAACCCAUGACAACUUUUGUAACUUGCGUUAACUGCAAUAAUCAUUGGAAGUUUUGCUGAGCUUAUUUUAUUGGAAAAUGCUGGCAUCGCCGCCUAGCUGCUUGGCACAUAGAGGUGAUGAUUACAACUGCAUUAUAUAUUUCAACCUUCUGGUUCCUGUUGCCUUUUAUUGUGCAAGUAUUUCUGCAGUGCUUGUGCAGUUGCCUGUUUACAAUUCCGCCAUCUUUGGAAUUAGGGAAUGAAAGUGAUGUGAUCUUCACUUUUAUUAGUUAUGUUUCUGAUCAGUUUAGAUGAGUUUGUAGGAUUUUUUAAGUGUUACCCUUCCAUUUGUUUUAGAUGUUUCUUAAUUGUCAGAUCGGCUCUUGUAGAGCUGUAAUUAUUUGAACAAUUACGAUGGUGAAAUCUAUAUUUUUCUUGCUUAUGGAAUAUGUUUACUCAUGUCUGUGCUACAUAUUACACUAAAUCUUUUAUACAGUUUCUUUACAAUGCAUGAACACAAUGUGCAGUUGUCUUUGA
Chenopodium quinoa (quinoa) is the source of this 1866-nucleotide messenger RNA. RefSeq names its product transcription elongation factor TFIIS-like. The transcript is spliced from 3 exons. Gene Ontology annotation, biological process: DNA-templated transcription; transcription elongation by RNA polymerase II. The coding region runs from base 280 to 1410 and encodes 376 amino acids. NCBI's taxonomy places the organism in Eukaryota, Viridiplantae, Streptophyta, Magnoliopsida, Caryophyllales, Amaranthaceae. Gene Ontology annotation, cellular component: nucleus. The record is from RefSeq and is a predicted model, not a curated record. Gene Ontology annotation, molecular function: nucleic acid binding; zinc ion binding.